This is a messenger RNA of Diospyros lotus (date-plum), 2331 nucleotides long. Its product is annotated as FT-interacting protein 3-like. The transcript is spliced from 2 exons. NCBI's taxonomy places the organism in Eukaryota, Viridiplantae, Streptophyta, Magnoliopsida, Ericales, Ebenaceae. The record is from RefSeq and is a predicted model, not a curated record. The coding region runs from base 1 to 2331 and encodes 776 amino acids.
AUGCCGCCGAGAACGCAGACCCAGAAUCCGGCGCCGGCGCCAAACCCUCCGGAGGAUUUCGCUUUGAAGGAGACAUCCCCGAAUCUCGGGGGCGACAGAGUUACCACGACGUUUCAUCUCGUCGAGCAAAUGGACUACCUGUAUGUCAGGGUAGUCAAGGCCAAGGAGUUGCAUCCGAAGAACGUUAAUAAUGGCGGCUGUGAACCGUACGUUGAAGUGAAGCUUGGAAACUACAAGGGUGUUACACAGAAUUCUCAGAACAAGUCCAACCCAGAAUGGAACCGGGUCUUUGCGUUCCUGAAAGAUCGAAUUCAGGCCUCAUUUGUUGAGGUUAACGUGAAAGAUAAGGAUUCCGGUGGCGACGAUUACAUCGGCAAACUGGUCUUCGAACUCUCCGACGUUCCGAAGAGAGUUCCGCCGGACAGUCCGUUGGCACCGCAAUGGUAUAAUCUGGAAAAUCGGAACGGGCUUCGGGUCAGACCCGAGUUGAUGCUCGCCGUCUGGAUGGGGACUCAGGCCGACGAGGCGUUCCCCGAGGCUUGGCAUUUGGACGCCGCCGGGGCUAUCGGCGAAGGCGUAGCGAAUAUCCGAUCCAAGAUAUAUCUCUCCCCGAAGCUGUGGUAUCUCAGAGUGAACGUGAUCGAGGCCCACGAAUUGCAGCCGAGUGACCGGACUAGGCCGCCGGAAGUUUUCGUGAAGAUUGCGCUGGGGAACGUGCUAAUGAGGACCAGGAUUUCUCCGACCAAGACUGUGAAUCCGAUGUGGAACGAAGACUUGAUGUUCGUAGUUGCAGAACCGUUCGAGGAACAGUUGGUUUUAAGCGUGGAAGAUAAAGUGGCGCCGAAUAAAGAUGCAAUUUUGGGUAAGUGUGGAAUUCCUUUGCUGAACGUUGAAAAGAGGACAGAAUGCAGUUGUGUGAGUAGCCGGUGGUACAAUCUCGAGAAGCCAUCUGCAGGCGGCGGCGGCGGUCAGAAGAUUGCCGGCAGGAUUCAUAUGAGGGUAAGCAUGGACGGCGGGUACCAUGUUCUUGAUGAGUUGACUCAGUACAGCAGCGACCUCAGGGCGACUGAAAAGCAGCUCUGCAAGCCCGGCAUGGGGGUGUUGGAAUUGGGGAUUUUGAGCGCUCAAGGCUUGUCGGCAAUGAAGACGAGGGACGGCCGGGGGACAACCGAUGCGUAUUGCGUGGCCAAGUACGGGCAGAAAUGGAUCCGGACCAGGACAAUCAUAGACAGCCUGAACCCGAAAUGGAAUGAACAGUAUACUUGGGAGGUGUUUGAUCCUUGCACUGUGAUCACAAUUGUGGCAUUUGACAACUGCCACCUGCACGGAAUUAAGGAUAAGGGAGUCCAUGAUGCCCGAAUGGGGAAAGUUAGGAUUCGGCUAUCGACACUCGAAACGGAUAGAGUCUAUACCCAUUCAUACCCGCUUAUAGUCCUACAUCAGUCCGGGGUGAAAAAAAUGGGAGAAAUUCAAUUGGCAGUAAGAUUCACUUGCUCCUCAUUGUUCAACAUGAUCCAGACCUAUUCACUGCCCCUUUUGCCCAAAAUGCAUUAUCUUCACCCACUGUCUAUCUUUCAGCAAGACAGUUUAAGGCACCAAGCGACUCAAGUGAUCUCGACGAGGCUGAGCCGGGCGGAGCCGCCUCUAAGAAGAGAGGUGGUGGAAUAUAUGCUCGAUGUGGGAUCCCAAAUGUGGAGCAUGCGCAAAAGCAAAGCCCACGUUUGCCGUAUUGCCGACGUUCUAUCCGGCCUCGCCAAAGUGUCCCAAUGGUUCGACGAUAUACGCACCUGGAAAAGUCCUUUCACGACGACAAGUGUACAUUUAUUGUGCCUGCUACUGAUCAUCCACCCAAAGCUAAUUCUCAGCACGGUCUUGCUUUCAAUUUUGUUGGUGGGUCUUUGGAACUACCGGAGCCGGCCAAGGCAUCCGCCGCACAUGGACGCCAGGCUCUCGAAAGCCGACACGGCGACGGCGGAUGAACUGGGGGAAGAGUUCGACACGUUUCCGUCGUCCUGCAAGGGGGACGCUCUGAGGGCGAGGUAUGAUCGGCUGCGUUGCAUUGCGGCGAGAAUGCAGGCGGUGGUGGGAGAUUUGGCGACGCAAGGGGAGAGGUUCCAUUCGCUGUUGACGUGGAGGGAUCCGAGAGCCACGGCUCUGUUUCUGAUCGUCUGUUUGGUUUGUGGCGUACUGUUGUUGUUCGCUCGGAUGGAAGUGGUGGCCCUUUUUGCUGCUUUCUAUGUUCUGAGACAUCCGAGGUUCCGGGUGAAGUUGCCGUCGUCGCCGUUCAACUUCUUCAGGAGGUUGCCGACGAAAGCAGACAGCUUGUUGUGA